Dovyalis caffra is the source of this 450-nucleotide messenger RNA. The record is from the annotation of a GenBank genome assembly. NCBI's taxonomy places the organism in Eukaryota, Viridiplantae, Streptophyta, Magnoliopsida, Malpighiales, Salicaceae.
AUGGGCACCAAUAAAGAGAUGAUCUUAUUUCUGCAUGCGAUUUGCCUGGAUCUCAGCCAACAACCAGGAUCCAUACAAGUUCCUGGCAUCAUGUCACCAAUUUCUCUAAGGAUUCUUCUCCUAGCUUUGUUCUUCACUGCUUUAAUGCCACAAAAAUCAGAGGGUCAAUUUGAGGAAUGGUGCAUAGCUGAUGAGCAAACCCCAGAUGAUGAGCUGCAAAGGGCCAUGGAUUGGGCCUGUGGAAAGGGAGGUGCAGAUUGCAGCAAGAUAAAACAAACGAAUCAACCUUGUUAUCUGCCAAACACAAUAAGAGAUCAUGCCUCUUAUGCCUUCAAUAAUUAUUAUCAGAAGUUUAAGCAUAUAGGCGCAACUUGUUACUUCAAUGCUGCUGCUCUCAUCACUGAUCUUGAUCCAAGUCAUCACUCUUGCAAGUUUGAGUAUCUUCCUUGA